Molecule: messenger RNA, 3649 nt
Organism: Bombus pyrosoma
Lineage: Eukaryota; Metazoa; Arthropoda; Insecta; Hymenoptera; Apidae
Gene: odd
Product: protein odd-skipped
Exons: 2
Coding region: 969-1817 (282 amino acids)
Biological process (GO): regulation of transcription by RNA polymerase II; embryonic hindgut morphogenesis; embryo development
Cellular component (GO): nucleus
Molecular function (GO): RNA polymerase II transcription regulatory region sequence-specific DNA binding; DNA-binding transcription factor activity, RNA polymerase II-specific
Source: RefSeq, a predicted model, not a curated record
UGCUUACUCUUCUCUAGUAUUCGGCUGACAUUGAUAUGCAAAAUAUCUAGAAUUAAUGACGCAAAGGGAAAUGAACGAGACACGCGACGAUUAACAGUUAAGAUUUCGAAACGUGGCUUACAGGUUUUCGAUUAUCUUAUUUCGAUUAUCGAGAGAAGGAUGGCAAGAUUGCGCGAGACGCGUGACAUGUUUCAAACAGAUUGGCCGAAGAAUUCUUAGCGAAUCGACGACGCUACUUGAAUAGCCAUUUUGCGAAUGUUUCAUUUAAAUGAAAUAACCAUCGCGACCUGCCAUCCACGAGGGACAAAAGCGUAAAAAGAACGAUCUCUACGCGUACAUCUGCGUUCGUUCCGUAGGUUUAACCACGUUAACGAUCAAUUAAAGUCGCUGUGAUUAUCGCGGGUGCCGCGGGUGCGCGCAUCCCCCUACGGGGUGUGUAAAAGCGGCAGCGCGGACCGGACGCCCGGUGGCGGCGUGAUGCCGUGUAGUUGUCUUCGGUGUGUGAGUGACGCGGGACGUUAGGAGUACGACUGGACUGGCGUCGCGACGCCCGGAGGGGUCACCCUGACCCGGAAGCUCCGCCCCUGUGGAAGUCGAGCCGCCAACCGGCGUAUCCAACGUUCAGAGUACGGUAGGAGGAGCCACCGUGUCUCCUUGGCGCCAGGUAUCUGCCGAUCCUGAACUGGAACCUCUGUCUGUUGGCAUUUAGUAUCGCGUCGACUCUCGAGCCAACGUUGUCUUCCUUUUUUUGUGGCAAAGUAAUAAUACCGAACAUCGUGGAGAAACACGCACCGCAGGCCGCACGUUCGUUGGAUAUGAUACAGGAACUUUCGAGCAUCGAAAUCGAUGGUAAAAGACAUCGAUAUCGUACGGAGGAUCUAGCGUGAUCGACGUUCAACGGACAGUUCGAGGGGAAGAGUUGUUGUUUUCUGUGUAUGACGGAUUGUUUUCGUGAGUUUCGUUGAACGAUGGAGACCAAGAUGGAACCGUUGACACCGCCGCAUACACCGCCCACGUUGGACAGAUCGAUGCACCAGCAGCAACAGUUGCAAUUCACGUCGCCCAGGUGGAUCAGGUCUCAGCAACUGAGCGCACGAUUCGGACAACAACAUUCGACAGGACAGAGCUACCAGGCAGCGUUUCUCGAUAAUUGGCUGAGAGGUGCCGCGCUACUGGCUGUCAGGGGUUGUUGCCCGCAGACUACGUCUCCCCAUCCUUAUCACCAACAAGGUCAUCAGGGCGUACAUCCAGCGCUUCCGGUACCGCCUCCCGCUUCGUUCCUUGCGAGAAGGUUGCCCGGUCAAAGACCGAAGAAGCAGUUUAUCUGCAAAUUCUGCAACAGACAGUUCACCAAGAGCUACAAUCUGCUGAUUCACGAGAGAACUCACACGGACGAGAGACCGUACUCUUGUGACAUCUGUGGGAAAGCAUUUCGCAGGCAGGAUCAUCUGAGAGAUCAUCGGUACAUCCAUAGCAAGGAGAAACCCUUCAAGUGCAGCGAGUGCGGAAAAGGAUUUUGUCAGAGCAGGACUCUGGCUGUUCACAAGAUUCUGCACAUGGAGGAAUCGCCACACAAAUGUCCAGUUUGCGCGAGAAGCUUCAACCAAAGAAGCAACCUGAAAACGCAUCUUCUCACGCACACGGACGUGCCGCAAGAUUUGAGAGUCGAACCUCCGGUCGCAUCGGAAUCGAAGAUCGACGCUUCCGCGAGCGUUAGACAAAUGGCGGAAAGGGUGACCAACCUGAUUCCGAUUCAAAGGACCAGCACCACCGCUCCUAAAUUAGGCUUUAGUAUAGAAGAUAUUAUGAGGCGUUAAACUGUCUGCUCUUUCGAUUUCUCGUAUGUUUUCUUUUGUUUACCGCCGAUCUUUUUCUUCCGCUAAAUGUACAACGUGUUUCGUUCGGACUUCGACAUAAAAUUUCCUAUUAUUACUGAAAUAUAGUUCCGAUCGUCACAAGUAUCGCGAUACCGAAAAUAAUUAAUUGCGAGAAAGUCAAAUUAUAUAUUUUCGUCAUGAUCGAUCGCGAUUCCCGGUCGAAACACGUUCGUUAGAAAUGUAUUUGUACGUCGCGUUGUAAAUAUAGUUUCUGCGCUUAAAUUAUUCCAUUACAUUUCGUAUGUGUUGCGAAGGGGAAAGAACGGCCGAAGCUUGUCCUCGUCUUUCUUUCUCCAGUUACUUGUAAAUAAGGGUGUAUCUAUAUUUAACUGUAAAAUAGUAGCUAAUUGCUCGAAGGCAUAUGUAUCGUGGUUAGACAUAGUAUCGACUAUCAAUUAUAGUUUAUACUUAUUUUACUUAUUUAUUGUUUACGAUAAAAAGAGUAUUUGGAGAACAUGUAACGGUUCGACUGUAACUUUUCCUUUGUAACUUUAACGGCAUGUAAUUGCGUCGAGAAUAGGUAGUACCUCUGAUAGAUUCUAUCUUUGUUUCUACCUUUCCUCACGAUUAUACAAAUUUCACGCUUGACCAAAGAUCGAUCGAACACUCGACGAAUUAAGUGCACGUUUCUAUACGUUUUCAUACCGAGUGUAUGCAAUGUUUUUUAGGAGCAUCGAAACGACGGGAUUACGAUUAAACGGGAUUGAAAAACUAAAUCACAGGCGAUAAGCCAGCUCGGAGGAAGGGAAAUCCUAACCGUUAGAACCGGUCAGUGAAACGUACGUAUGUUUUCAGGUCGUGAAUAAGGAGGCGUCGGUGGUAUAUCUCUGGAGGCGUCAAAGUAAUUGGUUACUGCAAGGGUAGACAAGAAUCUGUCCCAGGAAGCCGCAAGGUGUUCUUCCUCUAUCCAAACGUAAAUCGAGUUUCCUGACCAGUGUGUAUACCCUCCGCACCAUCCUCCGUAUCUUUCUCUCCUAAAAUUAGGAAUUCUCGAUCAGAUAAACCGAAAGGGACACAUCCCGGUAGUUGCCUGCGCGCCACCUUUCUUCUCACCAUUGCCCUGUAAAUAGUCCCAAAGAUUGUUCCCCCCUUUUCCCCUCUGUGUCUGCUUCUUCGCCUUUCUCUCGUUUAAUCUAGGAAAGAAAAAGACGUCCGUCCCGCUUCUCGCCCUCCGGACCACCCACGUCUUCUACAUACACGUAUAGUUUAUAUACCUGACACGAUCGCGACACGGUUGUCGCGAUACGUAUUCCUUCGGGCCUCUUACCUAAUGACAGGAAAGCUCCCUCGCCGGUGAUUCCAACGCGUUACCAUUAAUUUAAGACCGUUGUAAAUAAACUCGCGCGAGGGUUGCGCCAGAGAUUUUCGGUUUUUCAACUCUGCCCACGAAUUUGUACGGUGCGAGCGAACGAGUUACACUUGAUGCGAGAUAUAUACCAGAGAUUUUACUAGGUGUCCGAGAUUUUAGGGAAACUGCGAGAGUAGCGGAAGUGUUUAAUGGACGUUGAAGUACUCUUUUGAUUAACGAUUCGCGAUAAAGUACAAGAUUAUAUCUGUGAAUGGUGGUACUUGAAGUAACUCCAACGCGAAAAGGUGUAGAGAGAGAGAGAGAGAGAGAGAGUCGAUUAUUAUUUUCGUUGAAAGUUCUUUCGUAGUUGUAUUUUUGCCUACUUUUUUUUGUAUGUAUCUUCCUAUCUCCUCAAUGCGUAACGAUACUGUCGGUGUUCCGAUUUCGCUAAUCGAGACGUUAGGAUAUUGCGAAUGGAUGAGCG